AUGGACAGAGACACGGGGACAGACAGAGGCACCCCAGGAGAUGCCACUUACCCCCGCACCCCCCUCGUAGGCGCCUUCCUGGUGCACGUGGCCAGCUCCUGCCCGCUGGCGGCCAACGGCUCCGUGCUGGAUUUUGACUUCGCCCUCAUCUUCAACAAGAACCCGCUGGUCUGCUACGACCCCGCCGCCCAGCGCUUCGUCCCCUGCGACUGGGGGCUGCUCCACCCCCACGCCACCCGCCUCGCCGCCCUCCUCAACAACGGCACCGCCUGGGUGGAGCGCGUCGAAGCCCGGCGCCACGCUUGCCAACACCUGGCCGCCCGCUUCUGGGCCUCCGCGGCGCUGCGGCGGACGCCACCCCAAGUCCGCAUCAUCCCCUCCAAGACGGACAACCCCCGGGCGUCUGUCCGCCUCACCUGCCACGUCUGGGGCUUCUACCCGGCCGAGGUGACCGUCAUCUGGCUGCGCAACGGGGACAUCGUGGGCCCCGGUGACCACCCCCCCAUCUCCGCCAUCCCCAAUGGUGACUGGACCUACCAGACGCAGGUGACCCUGCUGGUGGCCCCGGUGGCCGGGGACACCUUCACGUGCUCGGUGCAACACGCCAGCCUGGACCAGCCCCUCCUGGAGGACUGGAGUCCCGGCUUGUCCCCGGGCUUGACGUUGAAGGUGGCUGCGGCCACCGUGGUGAUGGCGUCGGGGCUCGGCUUCUUCAUCGCCGGUGUCUACCGCUACUGGGCCAUGCCACCGGCACCAGGUUACACUCCCCUCCCCGGAGACAACUACCCUGCAGUCAGCGGCAGCUUCACUGGACUGCCCCGACUUCUCAAACAUGAUGGAGAGUGGCUUCACAACUUCAUCCCCCAGUUCCCUUAG
This is a messenger RNA of Nipponia nippon (crested ibis), 876 nucleotides long. NCBI's taxonomy places the organism in Eukaryota, Metazoa, Chordata, Aves, Pelecaniformes, Threskiornithidae. The record is from RefSeq and is a predicted model, not a curated record.